Messenger RNA from Rhipicephalus microplus (southern cattle tick), 742 nucleotides. RefSeq lists its product as uncharacterized. NCBI's taxonomy places the organism in Eukaryota, Metazoa, Arthropoda, Arachnida, Ixodida, Ixodidae. The record is from RefSeq and is a predicted model, not a curated record.
CCGCUACGGCGUUCCACUCAAACAGAAACUGCCGCCGAGUGCGCUCUUCGUUGUGGAAGUGUCGCGCAAACGCAAGCGGCAUCAGCAUGCGGUUCAGCCGGAGGCAGGGAUUCGGGACGGUGCUCCUUCUGCUGUGUGUCUUCGCGUCCCUCGCCAGGGCGGCUGUGUUCGUGCAACCUGUAGACGUGAAAAACAAACAAUGCAUCUGGAAGAAGUACGCAAUUCCAGAUGGAGCGCACAUCAACCUCGCCAAUCCUUGCAUGAGCCUUACCUGUGAUUCGCGGCUCAAGUAUCUGCGAGGCGCAUCAUGCGGCCGCGUCUCACUGCAAGGCUAUCCGAAGAACUGUACCUUGAAAAAAGGCAAGGGAAUCUACCCGAAAUGCUGCAAAACGCAUGUCAUCUGUUCGUGAGCAUCAAAUUUUUGCCCAGAUUAGAGAAAAUCAAGACAACCAAACAAAUGGCGUCCUACAUCUCCUCCCGCUACUCUUCACAGCAUCAACGAAGAAAUGCAGGAGCCUGACGACCAGUCUGCCAUACCGUGCCAAACAAAGCAAAACAAUCGCGAAUGCUAUGUGAAAGCUUGUAUAGUGUGUCUUACUUCAUUUAUAUUUUUGCUACUUUAGUGUAGUGUUUCAGUGCUGGUGAAUAGCUAUGACCUGUAAGAUCGGUGCUUUCCGAGAUGAAUGACAGUGAUGGGAUGUAUGUGUGAAUGGUACGCAUAAUAAAGUUUAAUCCUGCGAGU